Miscanthus lutarioriparius is the source of this 3018-nucleotide messenger RNA. Lineage: Eukaryota; Viridiplantae; Streptophyta; Magnoliopsida; Poales; Poaceae. The record is from the annotation of a GenBank genome assembly.
AUGGCCGCCAAACUGCUCAUCCCAAUCAUCAUCUUUCACGUCGGUCUCAUCGUGCCGAUCGCUGUCGCGGCCGCCGCCACCGCACGACCGCCUGCAGUGGCCGACGCCAACGACGACCGGUCCGCGCUCCUCGCGUUCCUCUCCAACGUCUCGGCGGACCCCGGCGGCGCCCUCGCGGAUUGGGGCCGCUCGCCGGGGUUCUGCAACUGGACGGGCGUCACGUGUGGCGGCGGCGGUCCAGGCCGGCGGCGUGUCACGCAGCUGGUGCUGAGCGGGAAGGAGCUCCGCGGAGUGAUCUCGCCGGCGCUGGCGCGGCUGUCUUUCCUCACGGUGCUCGAUCUUUCCAACAAUGCUUUCGCCGGCACGAUCCCACCGGAGCUUUCCGCGCUCUCGGCCCUGACGCAGCUCAGCCUGACGAACAACCUCCUCGAGGGCGCGGUCCCCGCCGGCCUCGGCCUCCUCCAGAAGCUGUACUUCCUCGACCUCAGCGGGAACAGGCUCUCCAGCAGCAUCCCGGAGACGCUCUUCUGCAACUGCUCCGCGCUGCAGUACCUAGACCUCGCCAACAACUCCCUCGCCGGCGACAUUCCUUACGCCGCCGACUGCGGCCUCCCCAGCCUCCGGUUCCUCCUCCUCUGGUCCAACGACCUGUCCGGCGAGAUCCCGCCGGCGCUGGCGAACUCCUCCAUGCUCGAGUGGAUCGACUUCGAGUCCAACUACCUCGCCGGCGAGCUCCCGUCGCAGGUGUUCGACAGGUUGCCACGGCUCCAGUACCUUUACCUGUCGUACAACAACCUGUCCAGCCACGGCGGCAACACCGACCUCGACCCCUUCUUCCGCUCCCUGAGGAACUGCACUCGCCUGCAGGAAUUCGAGCUCGCCGGGAACGACCUCGGCGGGCGGCUGCCGCCGUUUGCCGGGGAGCUCCCGCGCGGACUCCGGCAGCUCCACCUCGAGGAUAACGCUAUCUCGGGUUCCAUCCCGCCCAACAUCUCCGGCCUCGUCAACCUCACUUACCUCAACCUCUCGAACAACCUUCUCAAUGGCACCAUCCCGCCGGAGAUGUCGCACAUGCGCCUGCUCGAGCGGCUGUACCUGUCGAACAAUCUCCUCUCCGGCGAGAUCCCAACAUCCAUCGGCGAGAUGCCACACCUCGGCCUCGUCGAUUUCUCCGGCAACCGUCUCGCUGGAGCGAUCCCAGACACGUUCUCCAACAUGACGCAGCUCAGGCGACUAAUGCUGCACCACAACCAACUCUCCGGUGCCAUUCCUCCCAGCCUCGGAGAUUGCCUCAACCUGGAAAUCUUAGACCUCUCCUACAAUGGCUUGCAAGGCCCGAUCCCGGCGUACGUCGCCGCCUUGAGCAGCCUCAAGCUGUACCUGAACCUGUCCAACAACCACCUCGAGGGGCCUCUCCCUCUCGAGCUCAGCAAGAUGGACAUGAUCCUUGCGCUCGACCUGUCUGCGAACAAGCUCACCGGCACGAUCCCAUCUCAGCUCGGCAGCUGUGUCGCGCUCGAGUACCUCAACUUCUCCGGCAACGCGCUGCGCGGCGUGCUCCCGGCGUCCGUCGCGGCGCUGCCGUUCCUGCAGGUGCUCGACGUGUCGCGCAACGCUCUGUCCGGACCCCUGGCCGGCUCCCUUUUGGUGUCCACGUCGCUCCGGGAGGCGAACUUCUCGUACAACAACUUCUCCGGCGUGGUGCCACGCGCCGGAGUGUUCGCGAACCUUUCGGCGGAGGCCUUCCGAGGAAACCCCGGCCUUUGCGGCUACGUUCCCGGCAUCGCCACUUGCGAGCCGCCGAAGCGUGCGCGUCGCCGGCGUCCGAUGGUACUCGCCGUCGCUGGCAUCGUCGCCGCCGUGUCCUUCAUGCUAUGCGCGGUCGGGUGCCGGUCCAUGGUGACCGCGAGGGCGAAGCGGUUGGGGAGCCAAUCGGUGCGCCUCGUCGACGUCGAGGACCAGGCGGAAAGGGAGCACCCGAGGAUAUCACACCGGGAGCUCUCCGAGGCGACCGGGGGCUUCGUUCAGGAGGGUCUGAUCGGCGCCGGACGCUUUGGGCGCGUGUACAAGGGAACGCUCCGCGACGGCGCGCGCGUCGCCGUGAAGGUGCUGGACCCGAAGGGAGGCGGCGAGGUCUCCGGCAGCUUCAAGAGGGAGUGCGAGGUGCUGAAGCGGACGCGCCACAAGAACCUCGUGAGGGUGAUCACCACCUGCAGCACGGCCAGCUUCAACGCGCUCGUGCUGCCGCUGAUGCCGAGAGGUAGCCUCGACGGCCUCCUCUACCCGCCGCACGGGGACAAUGCCGGUGCCACCGCCGCCUGCGGCGGCGGCCUGGACUUCGGCCAGAUCAUGGGCAUCGUGAGCGACGUCGCCGAGGGGAUGGCGUACCUGCACCACUACGCGCCGGUCCGGGUCGUGCACUGCGACCUCAAGCCGAGCAACGUCCUCCUCGACGACGAGAUGCGCGCCGUGAUAUCGGACUUCGGCAUCGCGCGGCUCGUCGCUGGAGCUGGCGCCGGCGCCGUCGGCGAAGCCAGCAGCACCAGCGACGAAUCCGCCCCGUGCAACUCCAUCACCGGACUGUUGCAAGGCUCGGUUGGGUACAUCGCACCUGAGUAUGGAUUGGGAGGGCAUCCUUCGACACAGGGCGACGUGUACAGCUUCGGCGUGAUGCUUCUGGAGCUCAUCACGGGGAAGAGGCCAACGGACGUGAUCUUCCAGGAGGGGCUGACGCUGCACGACUGGGUGAGGCGGCACUACCCGCACGACGUCGCCGACGUCCUCGCGCACGCGCCGUGGCGGGAGCGGGCGCCCGAGGAGGCGGCGGCCGAAGUGGUGGUCGUCGAGCUGAUCGAGCUCGGUCUCGUGUGCACGCAGCACUCGCCGGCGCUGCGGCCCACCAUGGCAGACGUCUGCCACGAGAUCACACUGCUCAAAGAGGACCUCGCCCGGCACGGCGGCGCCGCCGGCGGCGGCCGCCGUUCGCUCUCGACCAAAGACUCGUUGUUCUCCAACUGA